UAUGACUGCAUUAACUACCGCAUUGAAUAGAACAGCAAACCAGAGCUGAUGUGCGAGCACAGUGACAAUGUGAACAAAGCUGCGAUGUUUAUUAUGUGAUAUGCGUACGUUGCUAACAGGUGCUUGGAGUUUAGCGAUACCAGUUGCGGGAACAUUAACGAUCAACUUCCGGUUAUUUGAAUGUGAAGAAUACAAAUGUUUUGAUGUCUGGUGCGUUCGUAAUAUGUAUAAUAAAGACAUGUUAGAUGGACACGUGCCACCCGUUUGAAUGUUUUGUAUGAUUUUGUGAUACAGACUUAAACAUACACUGUAUACAGGACAAAGAUCAAGGAUGACGAUUGUUGAAAAGGUCAACAGUGCCACUCAAAAACAACAACCUGUUGAAAAAACCUCUGAAAUUAAAGUGACAAGCUCCAGUGAGAAACAAAUGGAAGGCCAGUCCUCGGGGAAAGAUGUUGUUAAGGAUAAAGAUGACAAAAAUAAAUCUGCUAAUAACGUCAAUACCGGCCCCGUUAAAGACAUAAGGGUUUUAAAUCUUACAAAGAAAAUAUUUUCAUCCUUUCCUAUCAAAAGUGAGGAGCAAGAUUCAAAAGACCCAACAGACGUUUGUCCAGACAAGGGCAGUGGGUCAGUAGAAAAUAAGGACACAGAAGUUAUGUUGUAUAUUUCUCCCGAGGGGGACUUAUACAGUGCCAGCCAAUUAGAAAAACAUGAGGAAGACAUAGACAAAAAAUCAUUGUUAAAAGAAGAUGGUGUCGUUUAUUUUAUAAAACCUUUGAAAGAUGAGGAACUUUGUGAUCUUAUUUUGGAAUAUUUAGAUUUAAUCAAACAGGAACCAAAAGGUUUAUUUACUUUAGACAUUGCUGGAAGUUUAAUGAGGACAGGUAAUAAACAGGAUGUUAAAUCAGAACCACAGAGUAUGUACUUGAUGAGUGAAGCCGUUGAUCAGAGUACUUCAAGCACAUCACAGCAAGGGGAAGUAAUUGUGAAAGGGGAACCAGAAGAAUAUGAAGAAAUGGAAGAAAUGGAAGAAGAUGAGGAUGAUAUUGAGCAGCUGCAGAGCUUACAGAGUGGUGCAGGUUUAACUGGGCAGUUGAGAGUCAAAGUAUUGCAGUCUCUGUAUAACAAAUCUAGAUUCCAGAAAAAAACAACAGCACCAACAGAGAAGACUGAAACACCUAAGCCACGUGGAAGAAAGACUAGAAUAUCUAAGGCAUCAGCAGGAAAGACUGACAGCCAUGAGAACCCAUCAAGUACUUUAGAAGUGAGAAGUAUAAAACUGAAAGCAGGACGAAAGAGGAAAACUAAUAAGUUAAUUGUUGACCACCUCACUGGUCUGUCCAUUAUUCAAAUGAAAAUGAACAUGCAGAUAACAAAUGAUAUUGUAAAUAAGAAUUCACAAGUUGAACCCAGUACAAAGAAGUCAAGAAAAGACAUCACAGACACCUUACUGACAUCACCAGGAAAAGGUUUUCAGUCUGAUAAAUUGUCAAAGAUUUAUGACAGUUGUUUGGUAACUAGUACUUCCCAAGAUUCCGACGACGAACUGGAAGAUUUAGGUUUGCAGGAAUUGCCUGAUAAUGCACCAAGAUAUGCCACACACUAUGAUGACAAUAUGGAGCCGAUAGAAGCUUUACACAAGCACAUGGAUCCGGAAUUAUGGAAGAAGUGCUAUAUAUAAACUUCUUGAUAAAGACAAAAAAUAUGGCAGCUUUUAACUUUUGACUGUACAUAAAUUGUAAAAUAGCUUAUAUAAAUCUUGUAGAUAAGAAAUUUAGUAAAAAUUUGCAUAUCAUAUCAUAUAAUGUAACAAUUUAAACUUAUUUUGUGUUUUAAAAGAAAAUUUCAAUGUAACCUUUAAUUUCCUUUUCCCUUU
This is a messenger RNA of Mytilus trossulus (common blue mussel), 1876 nucleotides long. RefSeq lists its product as uncharacterized. The coding region runs from base 332 to 1681 and encodes 449 amino acids. Lineage: Eukaryota; Metazoa; Mollusca; Bivalvia; Mytilida; Mytilidae. The transcript has 8 exons. The record is from RefSeq and is a predicted model, not a curated record.